Messenger RNA from Phymastichus coffea, 3881 nucleotides. Its product is annotated as putative sodium-coupled neutral amino acid transporter 11. The transcript is spliced from 7 exons. The coding region runs from base 138 to 1664 and encodes 508 amino acids. Gene Ontology annotation, biological process: amino acid transmembrane transport. NCBI's taxonomy places the organism in Eukaryota, Metazoa, Arthropoda, Insecta, Hymenoptera, Eulophidae. Gene Ontology annotation, molecular function: amino acid transmembrane transporter activity. The record is from RefSeq and is a predicted model, not a curated record.
CAGUCGGGUCUCUGUGACGCGCGCAGAUCAGAGCCCUUCUCGAUCCUCCGCUCCACUCUCACUCUCUGUCUUCUCGGCAGCCCGCUACCCCCUGACCCCGCGAGUUGUGCUGCCGUCCUCGACGAGUCGCCAGCAGCAUGGAGCCUCAGUCGGAACAGCCCAGGAGGAUCAACGCGAAUGAAAAGAGUUAUAUCCUCGACGCGAGGAAGCCCUUCGAAGACGGAGGCAGCCUCGGCUCCGAGGAAUCCUUCGACGACAUGAGGCGUCUCGUCAGGGAAGAGGACGAGGACUCGGGCAAGUUCAGCAGCCUUCCCCUGGCCAGCUUUAACUUCAUCAACUCCAUUAUAGGCAGCGGCGUGAUCGGUAUACCGUACGCGCUCCACCAAGCGGGCUUCGGCCUGGGCAUGUUUCUGCUGAUAAUCGUGGCGGUGCUGACGGACUACUCGCUGAUCCUGAUGGUGAGGAGCGGCCACUUGUGCGGCGAGAUGAGCUACCAGGGCCUGAUGCGCGCCAGCUUCGGACGUCCCGGCUUCUACAUCCUGACGGCGCUGCAGUUCGUCUACCCUUUCAUAGCGAUGGUGUCGUACAACGUGGUGGUGGGCGACACAGUGACGAAGGUGCUGAUACGCGUGACGGGACUGGAGCCCGACAGCUUCCUCGUCAGGCGGGAGGUGGUCAUCCUGCUGGCCACGCUGCUGGUCGUCAUCCCGCUCUGCCUCUACCGCAACGUGGCCAAGCUCGCCAAGAUCUCCUUCCUCUCGCUCGUCUGCGUGGGCUUCAUCCUGCUGGCCAUCUUCAUCCGGAUGGACUCGAUGUCGUCGAUCGUGCCGAGUCAACCGGGCAGCUGGCAAUUCGGCCACGUGUCGGGAGUCGUGCCGGCGGUGGGCAUCAUGGCCUUCGCCUUCAUGUGCCACCACAACACCUUCCUGAUCUACGGCUCGAUCGAGCGCGCCACCCAGGACAAGUGGGACGUGGUCACGCACUGGUCGCUCUUCACCUCCUUCCUCAUCGCCGCGGCCUUCGGCGUGGCCGGCUACGCCACCUUCACCGGCUACGUGCAGGGCGACCUCAUGGAGAACUACUGCUGGAACGACGACCUGAUGAACCUGUCGAGGAUCAUGUUCAGCGGCACCAUUCUGCUCACCUUUCCCAUCGAGUGCUUCGUCACUCGCGAGGUGAUCAUGACGGCGCUGCGAGGCACCGACGAGGUGGAAAACCACGACGCCUACAUCGCGGGCACGGACCGCAAGUACCUGAUCAUCACCAUGGGCAUCAUAGUGACCACCUACCUGAUCUCCAUGUCGACCGACUGCCUGGGCAUCGUGCUCGAGCUGAACGGAAUUCUGGCCGCGGUGCCACUGGCCUACGUGCUGCCGGCGCUGUGCUACCUGAAGCUCGAGGAGGGCCCGCUGCUGUGUCACCGCAAGCUGCCGGCCUUGGGUCUGCUGCUCGCUGGCUUGUUCGCCGCCGUCUCCGGCUUCCUGCUCAUUGCCUUCGGCGACUCGGCGUCAGCCUCUUGCGUCCACGGCGGCGUCAUGUCCUAUUGCCUCGGCCCCAACGAGACCGUCACCAGCACCGCCGCGCCCCUCGUCCACACGACCUCGUCCCUCCCCAGCACCAUCGCCGACGCCCUGCUCGACAAUCUCGCCAACAAGCCCAGAUAAGCCAGCGAUCGCACGACUUACUUGGUUGACGGGGCUUGUCCCUCGCCGAUCGCCCUUGCCAAAGCUGUCUCAGGUGCUGCCCCGUUUUCCGUUCGCCUCCUCUUCGACUUUAAGACUCGCGCGCUCGCCCCCUCUCGGUUGUCGUCUCGCUGACUCGUCGCGGUGCGCUCUCGUCCUCUUUCAUUUGCAUUUCAAUGUCUAAUUUGUCGAUUGCCAAGGCACCAUUCGAUUGUUAUUCCUCAGUACAAACUAUCUGUAAGUCAAACAUGAAAGUAAGCAACGAGGGUAUCAAUGUCGUUUGACCUUUUCAACAUUGUUCAAGUACCCACAGAAUCUAGCCCAUCUCGAAUUCGAACCUAGCACGAUGCGAAGGUUGCACAGAACAGAAAACCGUCGCUUGCUUUUGCUUGCUUUUGCUUGCUUUUGCUUGCUUUUGCUUGCUUUGCACUUAUUUAGUAAUUUCACGAUGGAUAGCUCGACCGAGUGCGCAAGUGGGCACGAUACAAUCAUGAGACGAAAGUCGAAACAACGCACUUGCAAUUCCCGUACAAUCUAUAUAACAGGUAAAUUGAGUCAUUCGAGACGUUCAUCAAAUAAUUUGUGACGGACAAUAUUUUUCGUGUCAAAGUAACGUUUAUAUACUCUUAAAUGCUUCCGCGAUACUUUUGUAGAUGCUCUUUUUCGAUAAUUUUUUCCUAUUACUAUUCACGAGAUAAAAUCAAAUGUGUUCGAUUAUAAGAGCGCGCAAAAAGAAUAAAGAAUGAGAAAGAAAAAUAAUAAGAAACGAAGGGAGGACCAUUGAGUAAAUGCGUGUAGGUAUAAGACGAUUAUUUGAGAAAACGUUGAUCGGGUUUGGAAUUGUUGGAACUUGUGUUACAAGGUAUUUGUUACGAGAAUUUAACGCAUAAUAAUAUUUAUAGCCACAAAGUUGUUUCUUCCUCGUCUGUCUGGAUUCUCUUUGACCAAAUAGAAACUAUUUUUCUGACAAUAGAAUCCAGACAAUGUAAUCAAGAGCACUUACAAUGACUGUCUAGCCAGAAAAGUAAUGUAUCGAUGGACUUUUCAAGUGUGAUUACGAUGACCAUAAGAGACCACGCAAAGAAAGUACCUAGAGUAUAGUAAUGAAUAUUGAAUAUUUCCAGUUUCCAACACAUUUUUCGAUAAAUCAAUUUUAACUAUUUCUCGGUGUCGAUAUCGAUAAGCCUAAUAUUGUAAUCUUGCAUAUUUAAAAUCAAAGAACUUAUAUAGGAUAUAUUUACAAUCUCCAAGGAAGUAGGCAAAAGUGUGUUUUAAAUCAUGAACUUGCACUUUGUUGUCUGACAAAUUUCGAAAAUUCAUUUGGUUCCAAAAUUACAAGUUUGAAAUCUAUACUAUAGUCAUUAGAACAAGUUCGAACAAUCAAAUUUUGAUGUACAGUUGAUACAAAGCGCGGAAUAAACGUUCCUCUAAAUCAAAAUAUAUUGUUGUAAUUGAAAGCGGCAAAAGGUAUAUUUGAAAAAGAACAAAGGUUCGUAAUUGUAAUAGAAAAUAAGCGAGUUUGCUGAUAAAACUUGAUUUCGAGUCCAGUGUAAAAACAAACGUUGUUGCACCGUCAGACAAACUCUUUUGUCCGCGAUGAUUUGUCUAUGUAAACCAACUGGUUUUUAUCUGUGAUUUCAUUUAUUUUUUGAGCAUAUUGAUACAAAUACGAAAUACAGUAUAUGGUAAUUGAGUAAUAAAAUAAUUUAUAUUUCAUAAUGGCAUAACGGCUUAGAAUGUGUUAGUACGCAGUCGCAAUAGAACUAUUUUGUGGAUGAAACAGAUGUAAAUAAUUCUAUAUUAUGUACGUGUACGUAAUAUGUAAUAAUAAAAAGCAUGGGAAGAAAGCCACAGACGACGAGCCUAACUACGAAACACACACCGACAAAUGUACAUAGAAAUGUAUAUUUAUUAUAUUUGACUCUUGAAAAAUGUAUUGCAACGUUGCAGCAAAGUAUAUGCGAAUAAAGAGGAUUAUUCGAUAGGGCAUACCGGUGACUUUGGAAGCGUAUUACUGUAGUUGCAUGGUCAGACGACUAAAGCUUAUACCAACAGCGUUAAUUAAUAACAUUGAAAUGGCCAGACCAUUUUACUCUGUGAUAGUUAAUCUGGAUUUAAUGCGAAUUGUGCAAUGAAAAUGGCUAUAACGGUGUACAUUGAUGUAAGUUUACCUAAUACAAGGUACGACGUGUAAAUAAU